Messenger RNA from Sycon ciliatum, 1944 nucleotides. RefSeq names its product protein eyes shut-like. NCBI's taxonomy places the organism in Eukaryota, Metazoa, Porifera, Calcarea, Leucosolenida, Sycettidae. Gene Ontology annotation, molecular function: scavenger receptor activity. The record is from RefSeq and is a predicted model, not a curated record. The transcript has 12 exons. The coding region runs from base 406 to 1944 and encodes 512 amino acids.
AACCAAACAAAGCCACUGUAUAUUUCCCUUGGGCAUCAGCAAUGUUUCCCGAAUGAACGUCCAUUCCCACACUACUGCGAAGAAUGUGUAGGUGACGUGAAUCACGACAGUGGUGUGUGCCUCUGUGCUCCGGGAUACAUAGCGAGCGAUGACAACCCCGGCUACUGUAUUCCUUGUCCUCCAGGAACAGGGGGCCUUCAUUGCGGGCUCAAAACUCGAUGCGGCCUGAAUGACUCAUGCAAUGGCAGAGGGAUAUGCAGCAUUCCAAGUGGACUCUGCGACUGUCAAUUUGGCUGGGCAGGCGAAGCAUGUGAAAAGCCCUGUGACGUGGCCUAUCAGCAUUACGCCAAGCUGUCAGAGUGCAAGUCCGACUGCUCGGAGAUAUGCUCCGGUCACGUGUCCUGCAUGUUGGAGAUACCCGGGGUACCGGCGGACAUGCCCUGCCUCUGCCCACCCGGGUUGAAUGUCCCCCCGCCGAAGGGUCACGACCAGAAUCUAAAGCAGAAGUAUUUAUGCUCUGAGCAUUGCACUGGAGAUCGUUAUGGACACAACUGUAUGCACAGAUGCAACUGCACACGAGGUGUAUGCAAUAACCGCAUCGGCUGUGUAUGUCCAGAUGGAUACAUGGGAAUAAACUGUGACCAGAAAUGCGCGAAGAAUUACUAUGGCCCACAGUGCCGCAAAAGCUGUGAUUGUGCCGAGGGGUGUCAUCCAUCCACCGGCGUCUGCAAUCCAUGUGAAGACCCACGGCAUGGCAAUGGAACUGUGUGUGUUCACUGCAACUGCAAUUCCAAUCCCGACGAACUGUCAGUAUGUAUAGCAACCCAGUUUGAGUGCGGGUGUGUGGCAGGCUAUCGGCGUGACAACGGGAUCUGCGUGCCGUGCCAGGAAGGACGCUAUGGCAAGAACUGUUCCAAACGGUGCGAUUGUCAACACAAUGAAGGCUGUCACCCCAUGACAGGCAUAUGUAGACACGAAGGCGCUGCGUCAACAACAGUGGAAGUCACGCCAGCAACGACGUUGGUCUCAACGCCUAGUUACCCCGGUCGUGGCACCAACAUCAUCAGCUCUGCCAGUGAAGUUCCACCGAGUACAACUAACUCUAGAAUCCUAACAGCUACCCUGCUCCAAACCCAAGCUCCCAUCACUAGUGCUGAGCGCAACGGACAGCCACGACAAACAUUACGGCAAACAGUCGGUUAUGUCACCCCCGCACACCCAAGCUACUCAGCAAUUAUCUCCCAGAGUGAUGGCAGCAACAGCAUCAGCCCUGGUGAUGAAGAUGCACUGCGAACAACCGAUUCUAACACGGGACGAACUACCCUGCCCGAAAUCGCAGCUCCAUACUCAACCACUAGCAGCCACUCAGAAACAGCAGGUGCAACUCCCAACACGAACACCACCAGCAACUCAGAAGCAGCAGAUACAUGGGAUCCCUCAAGCACACUGGACAGGACCAGUCUCCUUUGGCUGGUUGGUUCGUUUGCCACAUGCUUUCUCUGGGCCCUGGCGGUCAUUGCAGUCCUGCUGGUGCGUAGUAGAUGUCGGCGUAAGGGGAGACGGGAGAGCAAGAGCAGUGUCUACAUUGCAAGCUAUGGCUCACCGAGUACAACAAGCGACACCAGAACGCAAGGGAGUGUGCGAAGCAGGGAUCUGAACAUGGAAGACCGCAUCAGUGCAAUGUGGACAAGCUCCGACAAUGGCAAUGUUAGGAUGUUGAGCAUAAAUUCAAGCGAGUCGUCGCUGUCCACACUGCACAGCCCGUCGUUCACUGACUUUUCCCUGUCGUCCGGCCUCAGCCAAUCGCACCAUUCGUUGCUCGAGAGAACCUGCAGUGCGUCUGGUAGUACUAACACGGUCCGCAGCGAGUGCUCCGAUCUAGGCGAUGGGACCUAUAGCGUUGCCUACAGCUCAGCUCUCCAAGGAAGGCAAGUGAAGACCUGA